CUCCCUCCCGCGGCCCCCUCCCGCCCGGCCAGCCCCGAAGAGUUGCCCGGUGGCCGCGGCAGACGGAAGCCGAGGGAGAGCCUCGGCGGCAGCAGGAUGGGGGACUCCAAAGUGAAAGUGGCCGUGCGGAUCCGGCCCAUGAACCGGAGAGAAAUUGACUUGCAUACCAAAUGUGUGGUGGAUGUAGAUGCAAACAAGGUUAUACUUAGUCCUGUAAAUACUAAUCUUUCCAAAGGAGAUGCCCGAAGCCAGCCAAAGGUGUUUGCAUAUGAUCACUGUUUCUGGUCUAUGGAUGAAUCAGUCAGAGAAAAAUAUGCAGGUCAAGAUGAUGUUUUCAAGUGCCUUGGGGAGAAUAUCCUUCAGAAUGCUUUUGAUGGUUACAAUGCAUGUAUCUUUGCCUAUGGACAGACUGGAUCUGGAAAAUCUUAUACCAUGAUGGGCACAGCUGACCAACCUGGAUUAAUUCCAAGACUUUGUAGUGGACUCUUUGAACGAACUCAGAAAGAGGAAAAUGAAGAGCAGAGUUUUAAAGUAGAAGUGUCCUAUAUGGAAAUUUAUAAUGAAAAAGUUAGAGACCUUCUUGAUCCCAAAGGAAGUCGUCAAACGUUAAAAGUCAGAGAGCACAAUGUUUUGGGACCCUAUGUCGAUGGACUUUCCAAACUGGCUGUCACAAGCUACAAGGAUAUUGAAUCUUUGAUGUCUGAGGGUAACAAAUCCCGUACCGUUGCGGCUACCAACAUGAAUGAGGAGAGCAGUCGAUCCCAUGCAGUCUUCAAAAUCACCCUUACACAUACUUUAUAUGAUGUGAAGUCUGGGACAUCUGGAGAGAAAGUGGGCAAGCUGAGCUUGGUUGAUUUAGCUGGCAGUGAGCGAGCAACGAAAACCGGGGCUGCAGGGGACAGGUUGAAGGAGGGGAGCAACAUCAACAAGUCCCUCACAACCCUCGGUCUGGUUAUCUCAGCUCUAGCAGAUCAGAGUGCUGGCAAAAACAAGAAUAAAUUUGUUCCAUAUCGUGACUCAGUUCUCACUUGGCUGCUCAAAGACAGUCUUGGGGGUAACAGCAAGACAGCCAUGGUGGCCACUGUCAGUCCAGCAGCUGAUAACUAUGAUGAAACCCUUUCAACUCUGCGGUAUGCAGAUCGAGCCAAGAACAUCGUGAACCAUGCUGUGGUGAAUGAGGAUCCUAAUGCACGAAUUAUCCGGGAUCUCCGGGAAGAAGUAGAAAAGCUCCGAGAGCAGCUAACCAAAGCAGAGGCAAUGAAAUCUCCAGAACUAAAAGACCGACUAGAAGAAUCAGAGAAGCUAAUCCAGGAAAUGACUGUGACCUGGGAGGAGAAACUGAGGAAAACCGAGGAGAUUGCACAGGAGCGACAGAAACAGCUUGAGAGUCUUGGAAUAUCUCUUCAGUCUUCUGGGAUUAAAGUUGGGGAUGAUAAAUGCUUCCUUGUUAAUCUGAAUGCUGAUCCUGCUCUGAAUGAACUUCUGGUUUAUUAUUUAAAGGAACACACAUUGAUAGGCUCAGCAAAUUCCCAAGAUAUCCAGCUAUGUGGCAUGGGAAUUCUUCCUGAACAUUGUAUUAUAGACAUCACAGCAGAAGGCCAGGUCAUGCUGACUCCUCAGAAGAAUACCAGAACAUUUGUAAAUGGCUCUUCUGUAUCUAGUCCUAUACAACUCCAUCAUGGGGACAGGAUUCUCUGGGGAAACAACCACUUCUUCAGACUGAAUUUGCCUAAAAAGAAAAAGAAAGCAGAUCGAGAGGAUGAGGAACACGACAUGUCCAUGAAGAAUGAUAUCAGUUCUGAGCAGCUGGAUAUAGAUGGAGACUCCUCCAGUGAGGUGUCCAGUGAAAUCAACUUCAAUUAUGAAUAUGCGCAAAUGGAGGUUACCAUGAAGGCUCUGGGGAAUAAUGAUCCAAUGCAGUCCAUAUUGAACAGCCUAGAACAACAGCAUGAAGAAGAAAAACGAUCCGCGUUGGAGCGCCAGAGGCUUAUGUAUGAACAUGAAUUGGAGCAGCUACGACGAAGGCUGUCUCCUGAGAAACAGAACUGUCGUAGUGGGGACCGGUUUUCUUUCCACUCACCCAGUGCUCAGCAGCGAUUGAGACAGUGGGCUGAAGAGAGAGAAGCAACGCUGAAUAACAGCCUGAUGAGGCUGAGGGAACAAAUUGUGAAAGCCAAUCUGUUGGUGAGAGAAGCUAGUUACAUUGCAGAGGAGCUGGAUAAAAGAACAGAGUAUAAAGUGACCCUGCAGAUUCCAGCCUCCAGCCUGGAUGCCAACAGGAAGCGAGGCUCUCUUCUUAGUGAACCUGCAAUCCAGGUGAGAAGAAAAGGAAAAGGAAAACAGAUUUGGUCUUUAGAAAAACUGGACAAUAGGUUGCUGGAUAUGAGAGACCUUUAUCAGGAGUGGAAGGAGUGCGAAGAAGAUACCCCGGUCAUACGGUCUUACUUCAAGCGUGCUGAUCCAUUCUAUGAUGAGCAGGAAAAUCACAGUCUCAUUGGGGUGGCGAAUGUUUUCCUCGAGUCCCUCUUCUAUGACGUGAAGUUACAGUAUGCUGUUCCAAUUGUCAACCAGAAAGGAGAGGUGGCAGGUCGGCUGCAUGUCGAGGUGAUGCGAAUCAGUGGUGACAUUGGGGAAAGAAUUGCUGGAGGUGAUGACACCUCAGACCUCUCCUGUGAUAAGGAAACCCAGGAGAAUAGACUUGUGUGCAUGGUUAAAAUACUCCAAGCCACUGGGUUGCCACAGCAUCUGUCCCACUUUGUGUUCUGCAAGUACAACUUUUGGGAUCAACAGGAGCCAGUAAUUGUUGCACCUGAAGUUGAUACCUCCUCCUCCUCUCCUGUCAGCAAGGAGCCUCAGUGCAUGGUUGUCUUUGAUCAUUGCAAUGAGUUUUCUGUUAACAUUACUGAAGACUUCAUUGAACAUCUUUCAGAAGGGGCAUUGGCAAUUGAAGUAUAUGGCCAUAAGAUGAAUGAUCCUCGGAAAAACCCAGCCCUGUGGGAUUUGGGGAUUAUCCAAGCAAAAACACGUAGUCUUCGAGACAGAUGGAGUGAAGUUACCAGAAAAGUGGAGUUCUGGGUCCAAAUCUUGGAACAGAAUGAGAAUGGCGAAUACUGCCCUGUAGAAGUAAUUUCUGCAAAGGAUGUGCCAACAGGAGGAAUCUUUCAACUCCGGCAGGGACAGUCCCGGCGAGUCCAAGUUGAAGUGAAGUCUGUGCAGGAAUCUGGGACUUUACCAUUGAUGGAAGAAUGUAUAUUGUCUGUUGGCAUUGGAUGUGUAAAAGUUAGAACACUGAGAUCCCUGAAGACUCAUGAGACCUUUCAUGAGGAAGAGGAGGAUAUGGACAGCUACCAGGAUCGGGAUUUAGAGAGACUGCGUCGAAAAUGGCUAAAUGCGUUAACAAAACGUCAGGAAUACUUAGAUCAACAACUGCAGAAGCUUGUCAGUAAACAUGAUAAAACAGAGGAUGAUGCUGACCGUGAAGCGCAACUUCUAGAGAUGAGGCUGACUCUGACUGAGGAGCGAAACGCAGUCAUGGUCCCCUCUGCUGGCAGUGGCAUUCCAGGGGCCCCAGCAGAAUGGACCCCAGUUCCUGGGAUGGAAACACACAUUCCUGUUAUAUUCCUCGACUUAAAUGCUGAUGAUUUCAGUUCCCAAGAUAAUCUUGAUGACCCAGAAGCUGGUGGAUGGGAUGCUACCCUAACCGGGGAAGAAGAGGAUGAGUUCUUUGAACUGCAGAUUGUAAAACAGCAUGAUGGAGAGGUGAGAGCAGAAGCCUCUUGGGACUCUGCCGUGCACAGCUGUCCUCAGCUCAGUAAAGGCACCCCAGCAGAUGAGCGCGUGUAUCUGAUCGUGCGGGUGACAGUCCAGCUCAGCCAUCCGGCCGACAUGCAGCUGGUAUUACGGAAACGAAUUUGUGUCCAUGUUCAUGGCCGGCAGGGUUUUGCUCAGAGUCUCCUAAAAAAGAUGUCACAUCGAAGUUCUAUUCCUGGCUGUGGAGUGACUUUUGAAAUUGUCUCCAAUAUUCCAGAGGAUGCCCAGGGAGUAGAGGAACGAGAAACAUUAGCAAGAAUGGCAGCUAAUGUUGAAAACACAGCUUCUGCUGACUCAGAGGCUUAUAUUGAAAAAUACCUCAGAAGUGUGCUGGCUGUGGAGAACCUUCUCACUUUAGAUCGUCUCCGCCAGGAAGUUACAGUGAAGGAACAGUUGACAGGAAAGGGGAAGCUGAGUAGGAGGAGUAUUAGCUCUCCCAACGUGAACAGAUUGUCUGGCAGCCGACAAGAUCUUAUUCCAUCCUAUAGUCUAGGCAGCAAUAAGUUUUCAGAGAUCCAGGGACAGGGCCGAUGGGAGAGUCAACAGGAUGUAUCACAAACUGCAGUCUCCAGAGGAAUAGCUCCAGUUGCCCCAUCCCUUCCUGACUGUCCCCCAAAUAACCAUCCUCCUGACCCAGGACUUAGUAGCCUAGCGGCCUCCUACUUGAAUCCAGUAAAAUCCUUUGUGCCACAGAUGCCAAAGCUCUUGAAGUCUCUCUUCCCUGUCCGCGAUGAGAAAAGGGGCAAACAGCCUUCUCCCCUUGCACAUCAGCCCGUGCCCCGAGUCAUGGUGCAGUGUGCCCUUGCGGACGCCGGGGCCACCGGAGCUCUGGAGGCUCCCAGUGUGGCCCCCGCGGUGACUGUGCCCCCGGCCCCCGUGAAGCUCCACGACAGACCGACUAAAGUGCCCGCGCCGCAGGCUACGGAGGUGCAAGAGGGGCCGCCCAGUCCCCUGAGCGAGGCCUCCAGCGGCUACUUUUCCCACAGCGUCUCCUCCGCCACGCUGUCCGAUGCGUUCACCCUUGGCCUGGAUGGUGCGGCCGCCGCGGGCGGGCAGACCCCCGGCUCGCCGCCGCCCACCCUCUGCCAGGCCACCCCUGAGACGGAGCUCCCACUUCCACCCGCGGCCGCUGUGGCUGACAGUGACCUUCCUGCCCGCCCGCUCAGCCGGAGCUGCCUUCUGUCACUGCCGGUCCCGGCAAAGCAGGAUGCGUGGGGUGACAGCAAUGGCUCCUGCGACACCAAGGAGCCGGUGUCCUCGGAGAAGGAAGAUGCAGGUGCACCCCCGACAUCUCUCCCAACUUGCGCCCCCCAGAAGGAAUCAUGCAGCCGGCAGAGCGGGGGCGAGGAGCGGCUGGGAAGGCCAGAGGACCGCGCGAAGCCGGCUGCCGGCUCAGAGCUGGACGUCUCCAAACCACAGGUGCCUCCCGACCUCCUGUCUCCAUCCCCUGCUCCCUCGUCCCCGUUCAGAAUCCAGAAGGUGCGGACCUCCGAGCUGAAGUCCUUCACACGCAUGCUGGGCGGAGACCCUAGCUGCUCCUCCACGGCGGAGGAGGACCUACUGGCCUCAGGGGCGCUGGGCGACAGUGGGGCACGGGCACCAGCCCUGGGAAAGCUGGAAGUUUCCUCUGAUUCUGAAGAAGCCAGCGAAGUCCCAGAGUGGCUCAAAGAGGGAGAAUAUGUCACUGUGGGCACCAACAAAAUGGGCAUCGUGAGAUACAUCGGCCCCACCGACUUUCAGGAGGGGACGUGGGUCGGAGUGGAGCUGGACUUACCUUCAGGUAAGAAUGACGGCUCCAUCGGCGGGAAGCAGUACUUCAAGUGCAACCCCGGCUACGGGCUGCUGGUGAGGCCAGGCCGGGUGCGCAGAGCAGUGGGCGCGGGCCGGCGGCGCAGCGCGGGGCUCCGGCUGCAGGGUGCCCCUGAACCCCGCAGGAGCAGCACUCUCUCCGGCUCCACCACCAACCUGGCCUCUCUGACGGCGGCUCUGGCCAAGGCAGAGGGCACUAUGGCGCUGAGGGCCGACAGGAGCCAUAAGAACCCCGAGAACCGAAAAUCCUGGGCCAGCUAAACCAGUGCUGGGCACCACACACCGCCCCCCCUCAACCCCGGGUUGCCUCUUCCCAGGCUGCCAGUCUGCUUCCUUCUGCUUCCCAGGCAGAGGCUGACAGGCGGGGGGGUGCCUUUUCGGAGCCUUGCCAGUGACAGCCCUGGGGUGGAGUUGGGAUCUGAGUGGGCAGGGACACCUCAAAGCCCCUUCCGUGGGGAGCAUGGCGAGGUGUCCUUUCUGCACCACGAAGGGCUGCUGACCUCUCCCUGCUCCUCCCAGGACUCUGGAAGCUUCAGGUCUUCCUCUGCCCAGAAAAUGGGGAGGCACCUCAGCAAUGUAGAGGGGUUGAUGGUUCUAGGAGCCCAGAGCAGUCCUGGAUUGUCAGUGUCAGUGAGGCCCAUGCCUUGGGUUUUCCCCUGGGAUUGUUAUUCUUUUUUUCUGUUCCGAUGACCCCAUUAACAUCUUAACCAUCCCAGUGCCUUUCUCUCCCUGCAGAGGUGGGGCCUCCUCCCUGUGCCUCCAGAACCAGCACCCAGCAGACCCACGCUGGUUCUGGCUUGCUCCCUAGGCUCACUGUAUCCCUCUGACCCCCGGAGUCCCUACACCAAGUAACAAGCUCCCAUAAGUGCCUCUGGCUGGCCUCCUGGGGCUCCUGGCACAGGGUCCUGGGUGCCCUAGCAAGGGGCUCUGGGCCUGGCCCCUCCCAUCCUCCUCUCUUCCUUUCCACAGGGUUUCUUAGGGCUUUCUUUGUGGGUGUGUUAGUGUCUUAAUACCUGCAAAGUGUUUUCUCUUUUCCAUUUAUUCCCUAACAGAGUGCUUGGAAUAUAUUUAUUUAUAUUUAUUUUUUCAAAAUCCAAAAUCACUCGCGAGCCACAAUCGCCUGCCCAGGCAAGAGUGCCCAGGACUUGCCUUGCACCUCGGCAGCCUGUGACGUCACUCAGAGGGUGCAGGUUCCCAGAGGGGCGAGAGGGUGAUGCCCCUCCUUAUGUCAUGACUGACGCAGAUACACCAGUGGCCUUCCUCUAAGGUAACAGUGACAACUUGGAGAAUUACUUUAUUGUGCUUCUGCAGUAACGAAGUCAGAGGCAUCACGACCUUAUUUGGUGCAAUUCUGGUUUCUUAGAAGGACCUUAGACUAGUUUCACUUUUUGGCAGUUCUCUACCCUGACUCCCUGACCCGAGCCUGGAGGACUGUGGCCUCGAAGGGCUCCCUACAUCCCUGCGGCUGGCCUUUGCCGAACCACAGACGUGGCCCGGACAAUACGAGCCCUUCAACAGCAUUGCCCCCCCUCCUGCCCUGGAGCCCUUUCCUGCCAGGCGCACUGGGGAAGGCGUCUGUGGAGGCGGGCAGAAAGCCGGAGCCUUGCAGGCCUGGGUGGUGCGUGGCCCUGAGGGGGACGUGCUGGCUGGGCAGCGGAGCCGCAGGGUACUAGGGCCGAUGGGGCCCUUCCAUGGCAGAGCCACUGCUUCUCCUACUUUCUGCAGCCCUAGUCCAGUGGCCACCUGCCCUGGGCGUCCUCACCAGGGCCUGAUGGACCCCAGCUGUCAGCAGGAGCCUGGUGGACACAUGGCUGCUCAGGCCCACAGCCCUGGGUCAGGAUUCGUACACAGCACUCCUGGAAGGCCUGUUUUUAGUUCUCACGUUUAGACUCUUAAAAAACGAUGCCCAGAAAGGCUUUUCUGAAAGGUCUCAUUCUCUAGGGAUUGGAAGCCCCUCCUGAACAGUAAUUCCAGGUUCCCUGCCCCUGAGUGAGGCUGUUUGGGGCCCACGGCCUGCUGGGGAAGCAGAGACCCAUGGGCCCCCCCAGGUGUGCGGCUGCUGCAGGCUUGAUCCCCCAGGGAGGAGCCCGAGAUUAAUUAACUCCCAUUAAUUACACGUGGCGGUGCCCGCCCACCGCUGGGCCCAGCUUGCGCCAGGUGGAGCGCUGCCGCUCCCGCCCCGCCCCACCUCCCCGGCCCGCGAUUGGACCUCUGCCCGGGAGGUCCACGCUCGGCGCCUUCCCAGGACCUCGGCCUCGCAGACCCAAAGCGCGAGCUGCCCCCCGAGGAUGGGGCCGGAGCUACACCCCCGGGCGUAGCUUCAGCUCCGCAGAUGUUCGUGGUUGCCGAGCUGGAAGGGAACUUCUCAAGGGGAACAGGCUGAAACCGAGGAGAGUUCAGCGCUGCUUUCCAGCUUGUAGAAGCGCCAGCAUCGGACUCCCAGCGCGGCGCUCUCAGCUGUUCCCCAGAAGCACCGGCCCCUCCUCACAGCAUCCUGGCUGCCCUCCCACCGCCUGGGGCCCCGGCGCUCUGAGCGCCUAGCUCCCCCGGGACCAAGCCUUCGCAGUCCCGUCCUCGCCCGCAGGGGGCCGUUGGCCCUGCAGGUCGGUGUCUCAGUUCCUCCGGUCGUGGCGGCCACGAGCGUAUUGGGGCUGGUGGUGUGCCCCCGGGAGGGCCGGCCUGGGCCCCUACUGGGCGCCCCUGGUGUGAGGGGAUCCCGCCCGGGCGGCAGCUACGCCCCCGCGGUCUUGCAUGCUUUGGGUCCUGGGCUCUGCUCUUCUGCUUAACGUCCUUCCCGGCGCAGAAGUCUUCUAACAACCGGUCUCUGUGGACACCAGCAUCCGUGUGGUUCAUGGACGUAGGUCCCGCCACUGCCCAUUUCUCUGAGGGGAGCAGCUCUUGCUCCCGCAGCCUCGGGUUACCUGCCUGUGGGCCCACAUCACCCACCAGGCUCCCUGGGGAGAACCAAUGGAAGGUGGCUUGGCCCUUCCUGAUCCUCACUGGGCAAAGUACUUGCUGGAGCCCAACUGCCGGUAACGUGGCACCGACCACGCUCUGUGGAACCGUCUGGGGGAGGUCAGUUGGGAGGCGAGGGCUGUGGUUCUCGCUCUGUCACUAGGGUUAGUUCAGAUGCAGCAGACCGUGAUGGAAUUCUGGGCUGGAUCAGGGUUUUAGGGGGCCAGAGCUUGCAGGGACAGUGGAAGAGCCUGGACAGACAGUUCAGAGCAGCCCUGGCAUGGGAAGACUUUCCAGACCACCUCUCUCUGCCAUGCUCCCCACCUCCCCUUUGCCUGGGGCCAGCUUCGGGCCAUGCUGGGCCUUUGAGCACCUAACCGAGCGCCGGGCGGGGCAGCUCUGUCGCCUUCCUGGGUGGGAAGGUUGUCGGUCCUCCUGGGGGGAAGGUGCUACAGCGGCUUCUUGCCAGGGGUUUCCUGCGAGCGGAGUGAGCUUUGGGAUCUGUCCCGCAGCAUGUGAGAGAGGAGCGGAACGUCUCCUGUAGGUGUUCUUGGGCUGUCACCAGGGCUGGGCGGUCACCAGUGCCUGGAGAAGCGGGUGUGGCUCUUGUGCCCCAGCUGUGGCCCCGCGGGCACCCUGGCAGCCAUGAGGGCUGGGCCGGAUCCUUGCAGGGACAGGGUUUGCGGCCCUGAGCCUCCUCUCUUCGUGCUCCGCUGCCGGAACUUCCCUUCCAGCCCACGUGUCGGUGGAUAACGCGGGGUGCUGGUGUCACUCCGUUGCAGUCUGCUGUCUUCCUGGGCAGCCCGGGGUAGCCCCGCUCCUUCCCCGGGAGAGUGAUACAAGUCAGAUGGAGGCCUCCGUCCUGCUUGGUCUGUGGCGUUCGCUCUGGCUUCUUGGUGCAGACUCAACGGUAACUCGUUACUGGAAAGCAGUGACAUGAAGUAGACAUGGUCACUAAAGCCAUAGCCCAGGCAGUCCCCACAACCCAGCAUUUAUUGGGCCAGAGGAGCCGUCUUUUGGGUCGUGUGAUCAUGGGAGAGAGAGGGAAGGGCCCCAUUUCCUGUCUUCUGUUCUCUCCUUACGGGUGUUAUGUUAAAUGAUGUGUCAACGCUAGGAUUCCGGACGUGGUUCCGGCAGGUCCCAGACUCUGGAAUUGGGGGUGACAGCAAGAGGGGAUGGGCUGCCUGGCCACAGGUGCAGAAUGAGGACUUGUCAGAGGCCAGAUAGGGGCUGCAGUGGGGACAGCUGUCCAGAAUCCCAGCCUGGCCAGAGGGCGAGGGAGCAGAAGGAAGCACAGUCAGCGCGUGUAACCGGGGCCAGCCAUGAAGGGCCUCGUGUGUUUGCUGAGAGCUUGGAGCAUCCAUUGAGCUGUGAAUGGGACCCUUGCAGAUUUGAAAGGCUUUAGGUGUUUCCAUCCCCCAUUACUCCCCUUCCUCUUCUCCUCUUGGCUUAAUGUUCGUUGUGAGACCCACAAGAAGUUCAAGGGUAUUUAUUUUCCUGGCUAAGAUUAGCCCUACUUGCCUGAGGUCGCUUGAGGCCUGCAUCUUGGACAGGGAGUGCCCAAGGAGGCGGCCAUCUGUCUGUCGUGCCUUACCCUGGGGACGGCGAGUGCAGCCUGUCUUCUGUGCCCAAAGACCCCGGCUCGAUGAUCUCCACAGGUCUCUUUCUCUCAGAGAAGUCCAUCGUGCCUUUAGCCGGGCUGCUGACACUAAUUUUGUGGGGAGGGUCUUGGAACAGUUCUGUAAAUAGGAUGGGUUCACGUAUAACGAAGUGGUUCUGAUUGGGGGACUGUAUUGAUUUGCUGCACAUGAAAUGGGAGUUUAAAAAAAUCCAAAGACUCUCUAAUGAAUUGUAAAGACUGAAUGAUUUGUAUUAUAAAAUGAACUAAACCUCUGUAAUUUUGUACCAUAUAUGCCUUUCUGUCAUAUGACCAGCAGCCUCUAAAUAAAACCCGAUUUCGUGCCUA
Messenger RNA from Lutra lutra (Eurasian river otter), 10540 nucleotides. It is a transcript of the gene KIF13B, whose product is annotated as kinesin family member 13B. Gene Ontology annotation, biological process: regulation of protein localization; microtubule-based movement. Bases 97 to 5880 code for a protein of 1927 amino acids. NCBI's taxonomy places the organism in Eukaryota, Metazoa, Chordata, Mammalia, Carnivora, Mustelidae. Gene Ontology annotation, cellular component: adherens junction. The record is from RefSeq and is a predicted model, not a curated record. The transcript is spliced from 41 exons. Gene Ontology annotation, molecular function: microtubule binding; microtubule motor activity; cell adhesion molecule binding.